Helicoverpa armigera (cotton bollworm) is the source of this 8897-nucleotide messenger RNA. It is a transcript of the gene Camta, whose product is annotated as Calmodulin-binding transcription activator. Gene Ontology annotation, biological process: regulation of transcription by RNA polymerase II. Gene Ontology annotation, molecular function: double-stranded DNA binding; protein binding; transcription coregulator activity. The record is from RefSeq and is a predicted model, not a curated record. The transcript has 23 exons. Bases 316 to 3900 code for a protein of 1194 amino acids. Lineage: Eukaryota; Metazoa; Arthropoda; Insecta; Lepidoptera; Noctuidae. Gene Ontology annotation, cellular component: nucleus.
ACGGCACCGCGCACGGUGCGCCCGCGCUCGUCACGGCGGGAUGCGCGCGUAGCGGCCGGCAGCGUGGCGGGGUACGCGCGGUACGCGGGCGGCGCGGGGGCGUACCAUGCGCGUGCGCCCGCCGUGCCGCUCAAUGCCAAUGGCGAGCCCAUUAAAUUGCCCGAGAACUUGGAGAGCCUGCCUCGGGCUGAGCAUUUUGCUGCCCAGAGGCACCGCUGGAACACUAAUGAGGAAAUUGCAGCAAUACUCAUUAGUUUCGACAAACAUAGCGAAUGGCAGUCAAAAGAAGUCAAAAUACGGCCAAAAAGCGGCUCAAUGCUGCUAUACAGCCGCAAGAAGGUCCGCUACCGACGUGAUGGCUACUGCUGGAAGAAGAGAAAAGACGGGAAGACCACCAGAGAAGACCAUAUGAAGCUCAAGGUGCAGGGGACUGAGUGUAUCUACGGGUGUUACGUCCACUCUGCCAUCCUGCCGACCUUCCACCGGAGAUGUUACUGGCUGCUGCAGAACCCCGACAUAGUGCUGGUCCACUACUUGAACGUGCCGUACCCAGAUGACAACAAGCUUGCCACGGUAGCACCCAGCCUUGCCCUCUGGGCUGACAAGAAGGAAUGGACGAAGGAUGAGCUGGUCUGCCAACUGAAGCCCAUGUUCUUCAGCGAAGAUGAUCCCGACCACAACAAUGACUUGGAAAUAUCGGGCAAAAUGUUUCAGACAUCGGAAACCGUGGAGGUCAUCGUGACUCAGCUCAUGGAGAAGCAACGAGCGGCCAGAGCUGCGGCUCUAGCGAGGCAGCUGGAGUGCGGGUGCCCUGACUCCACCUGCAACGACUCCAGGAACUGCGCCCAUCCCAUGCGCAGGGUUCAAGCGGCGAAACCACCACCUUCAGACCACCAAGUAUCGUCAACCACUGGACCUUCACCAAGACCUAUGUCUCAUCCACCAAGGCAGUACACCAGAGACCACAGACCCGCCCAACAAUCGGCAUCUCCAUUACUUCUAUCAUUAGGCCAAAUCCAAGGCGGUGGUGGUCUUCUAAUAUUGAACGGAACGAGCAACGGUACACAGCAAAACUCAUCUCUAGUAUCUCCUCUGUCAGUGACGUCAUUCGUAUGUGAAGAACCCCGUGAUAGGUAUAGGCAGCAGUACAAACCCACUUUUGUUUUAAAAAGGGAGAUUCCAGACAGUCAGCCUACGUGUAUCCAAAAUACGGAAACUAAGUUCGAAAUUGAGCCUAAAGAAGAGAAAAUAGAUGUGGAUGUGUUCGAAAGAAAGAUUAAGGUAGAACCGAGGAGUAGAAACCAAGUGAUUGCAAGUGCGCCUGCAACUCCAUCGCGAUACCCAGAUUUAGUAGAAAGAUUAGAAAGUAAAGUUUUGACGGAUAACUGUGAUGAUACGUUAGUGCUGCUCGGUACUGACGGCAAUUUAGGUUCUAGUGGGUUCUUCGAUGAAACUCUCGAGUUGUCGCACGAAGAUAUUCAGAAGACAUUGUCGGCUAACAUGCCUACUUGUGAGUUGGACAGGAACGGUGUGAGGCAUACCGACACGGCUAAUGUGAUGGUGUCUGGCAUAGAUACGAUGGACUUUAUAGACAGUUGUGAGGUCGUGGCUUCCCCCGCCACAGGAGUCGAUGAUAAUGUGUUUGUGAAUCUGGACGCUUUUGAUAUGUUAGGGGACUUUCCUGAAUUGGAAGUGUUAGAUCCCAAUGCAAUUUCGACAAAUCCUGUGGUGAGUCGGAAACCAUUUGGCAAGCAGUCCUUUUUUCUUAAUUUCCAGCCACUUUGUGAGUCAAAGUCUCCUGUAGCCGAAGAUAGUAAUGAGACGAAGAUGCAGACAGACAGUAAUGGGGAAGGGACUCUAAAUAUCACGGAUUAUUCUCCUGAAUGGGCGUAUCCUGAGGGUGGAGCGAAGGUUCUGGUGGCUGGACCCUGGACAGACACAUCGGAUCAGUACACUGUGCUAUUUGAUAACUUCCCGGUGCCGUCGAUAUUAGUGCAGAAUGGACUUUUGAGGUGUUACUGCCCAGCUCAUGAGGCAGGUCUAGCUGCAUUACAAGUAGCCCGAGGGGGUCGAGUGGUAUCAGACACAGUAGUAUUCGAGUACAAGCCGAACCCGGCUCCCGCGCCAUCAUCACCCGCGUCCGCACCGCUUCCGUCGCUGGAUUUAAGACGGUUUUCGCUGCUGCAGCGCUUGCAGCGGUUGCAGGGGCGAUUGCAAAUGAAGAUUGAGCCAGCUGAUGAUAAUAGCCAGAUUGAAGAUGUACAGCUAUACUCGAACCCAAAAUUUGAAGAGCGUCUGGUCUCCUUCUGCCGGUCCCUAAGCAACCGUUCGACUGGAACUUCUGAGGGCUUCACCACGGAGCCCAAUGAGGACAGUUCCACUAUCCUGCACUUGGCUGCUGCAUUAGGAUAUACCAAGCUAACCACAGUGCUGCUCAGGUGGAGGCAGGAUGAUACGAGUCUCGCGUUGGAGAAGGAAGUCAAUUUGGGUGCGAGGGAUAGUGAGAAUUGUACGCCGUUGAUGGUAGCGAGUGCAGCCGGGCACGUGGAGACAGCCGUGGUGCUGGCGCGCUGGGCGGCCGGCACGCGCCGCGAGGCGGGCGCGCGCGGCGCGGCUCAUGCUGCACGACGCGCGGGGCACGCCAGGCUUGCUGCUCUGCUGGACAGGAUACACCCGCCUGCUAAGGACGGAGUGUUCUUGAGGCCGCACAGUUUAUCCCAAAAGAGUCGCGCUGGUAGUCUGGAGAGCAACCUGGUGAAGCGGCCGUCAAUAGACUCAGGAAUCAACAUGGCCGACGCCUUCAGAUCCAACUCUGCUAUAGACAAAUCAGAAAGCAGUUCCUCUGCUAGAUGGGAACGAAGCAUGUCACUCCCUUUAGAUUCGGAUACGUCGGAAGACAGUCUGGGAGACUCGAAGAUCGGCAGACGUAUGGACCUGGCUCUCUGCAGCACGGCGCCGCGGCCGCGCAGCCCCGACGUCGACGUGGAGGCGCUGUCGCCGCCCGCGCCGCCCGCAGGGGAGCAGGAUGACCGAGUGUUCACGCUGGCGGAGCAAAUCAUAGCCGCCAUGCCAGAAAGAAUAAAGAACGAAAGCUCGUCUCUGCUAUCGGGGUGCGGGCUGGACAGCGGCAGCGGAGGCGGCGAAGACACACUGAUGGUCCCACUUCUAGAUGAUACCACCACCUUCAACAGUGACUUUACUUUUGAGUUCUGCGACAACACAUACAGGUACUGUGGAGCUUCAACUCCGUGUUCGUCAGGCUCCGUAUCCCCGGGGUCAGCUGCGUUAUCACCACCACCACCGUCACCACGCUCAGCAUUAUCCCACCCACCACUAUGUACAACCCCGUCUGCGACGCUGCAAGAGUUUCUGAAUGCUACCACGCAUUUCUCUAAUCUUACUUUGAAUGAUCGUGAACAACGGGAGCUCUACUCAGCAGCCAUCACGAUUCAGAAGGCAUACCGUCAGUACCGCGGCAGGCAGCUGCAGCGAAGAGCUGCCGCCGCUGCCAUCACCAUACAGAACUGCUAUAGGAGAUACAAACAGUUUGCGUACUUGAAACAAAUGCACGCGGCGGCGACGGUGAUACAGCGCGGCUACCGCGCCAUGCGUGCUCGCAGGAUGGCUACCACACCUAUCAAGAGGACAUACUCACAGAGGCGUCAGAAUCAGGCUGCAAGGAAGAUUCAACAGUUCAUGAGGCAGUCAAAGAUCAAGUUGCAGAACGCGCGAGCCGAAAGCGUGAGGGGGGCCCGGCGGUCGCCGGAUGUCCGCCAAAACUCGUUGCAGCGCAUCACCAAUACUCCACCCACGCCCAAUAGGAUCGUUGAUUACCUUGCACCUGAAUCACCAAUGAACGUGGACGAAGACCUUCUACUUGAGCUUCUGUUUAAAAUCUAACAACGGCAGUAAUUCAACGGACUCUAUUUGUUUCUACAACUAUAUUUAGUUCAAUUUUAUCUUCUAUCGUAGAUUUUACUUCAUCCUUCUUUAACAAGUCUAGAUUUUCUUUUAGAGUUGUAUGUCGUGGUUUAUUUACAUCAUGUAUUUCAAAUAACGUAUUAACAUCAACUGCCUUUCACAUUAUCAAAACUGACAUAACUAGGCUACUUCACGAAACAGGUUUCUUAUCGGAGUUGUGAACUUACUCAGGCCUUCGUCUAUUUGAUAUGUUUUAACUAUUCUUUUGUAUAAUCGUAUUUAUGGUAGAUGAUACUAAAAGUUUUGACUAUCACGUAUCGCUGUGUACAUUUUCUUUUCUUAAAGCACCGUUAUGAUUCGAUCCCCAAAACAAUUUAUUGACGUGAUUGAACGGAUAUAUUCGAUAUGAUGAAUGUCGGAUUCGUUCUUGUUAUGUGAUUUCCGCAGUUCAUCUGCGAUAAUGUAAAAGGAUUAUAGCAUCGUGUGUGAGUCUAGGAAGUAAUUAUGUUUUCCUUAGAAAUGACUUGUUCAGAGUUUAGAUUUCGAUUUAUUCUUUAUUUUAAACUCUUCAGGUCAUAGACAGGGUUAUAUUUAGUAUAAAUUUUAUCGUAUUUGUAUUAUAUUUUCAUAAUGUAUUUUUGAGAUAUUUGUUUAGAACAUUUAUUGGAAUCAUAUUUUUGAAAACUCUAAAUUGGAUGUAAAGUAAUUAAACCUAGAUCAUCAAACGUAUUGGCUGAGAAUUUUCUUAAGACUUGACGCAAAAUUUUUGGAAAUUCAUAAAAUUCUAUAAAAAUGGUUGCGUAACGUUUGGCUAUUGCGGUUCACGUCAAUUGCAAACGAUUUGAUAUUGAAUUUUAACGUGAGACUUUCAGUUAUUCUUUUGCUUCGAACUUUAGAUCGAGUCAAAACUUGAAUUCUAUUCUAUGAAUGAUUUCAGCAAUGGAGUUUAAAAUAUGUAGGUUAAGUACAAAUUCAAAUUAUUAAAAAGCCACUGUUCUUAUAAAGUAGAUGCACUUAGCGUAUAAUACAAUAAACCCGACGAGCUGUGAGUAUUUUGAGAUUUUAUCGUAUUUAAGAGAAAUAAAAGUAAUUACGCAGUUAGUUUCGGUCGAAAGUUUACAAAUAGGUUUCAUUCCAGCCUAAAUAGUUUUAAUUCUUUUAGUCUAUGCAUUGAAGAUGAAGCCUUAGAUAUCAUCGAACAUGAUCUACUAUCUUUGAGACUCUCCUGUAGAUUAGAUCUAAUCUUAUGAAGGACCUUCGACCGGUUUACCAAUGCCUUGGUUCCAAUCAGUUUGUCGUCUUCUCCGCCACUGUCAUUAAUUUCGUGUUUCUCCCCUCCCCCUAGUUCCUAUUUCAACAAGUGCGGAUUCUUAAUAUGAAUUUUCAUCAAGUACCUACAUCUACUAUUAGUUGUUUAGGUAGAGAUGUUUUGUUUUAGAUCCUCGUUAUGCUAACGCCAUACCUACCUAGCGUUCAUGAAGAAAUAAGGUUGUGCACCACUUAAAUAUAGAAAAUAAAAACCUAAAUAUUCCCUUUUUCUGAAUUCUCUGAUAUUUUAACGUAGUAAACAUAGUAAAGUUUUAUAGUAUAAGAAAUAAUAGAAUAAUCAUAGCUUAACCAUAAGAAGACGUGCUACAGUCGAGAUAUUUUCGAUUCGUAUUUUUAUAAAGCAAAAGUUUCGAACGAAUAAGGACGCUUUGCUUGAGCAGGGCCCUGGUACUUUGAGUUCUCAAACUUACUUCUAGUAUCUCGUUUAACUUUCUUUAUUACGUUCAGUUUUAUGAUAUUUUUAAUUAGAUUUGAAACUUAGUUUCUCUUGAAAAAUUCUUACAUCUUUCUGUGAUUUUAAUUCAACUGUUCGUACAUUCCGAUAUAUUCCUGUUUAUUUAGAUUUUGAGAGGCCCAGAGUUGAAUAAAGUGGGUAAAAACGUUGGUAGAUUCGUAGCAAGCUUUUCAAAUUUUCUGUGUACGAACACUGGUUUGUUGGGGAUGUACCAACGUUUUUUCGAUUAGAGGAAAAAUAAACACGCGACGAGGAUUGAGAAAAACCGUCCAGUUGUGGCGGCUUUUGCACCCUCCGGCGGCGAUCGGCAUGCGUCGCAAGUAUCGCGGGCUUGCGAGCACGCGACAGCGGGCUGCGGUGCAGCCGCGGUAUGAGCGCGGUACGGGCGAGGUACGAGCGUGGUACAGGCGCGGUACGGCCGCGGUACAGCCGCGAGGCGCUCCGGGGGCGCACUAAUACAACAUGUAUAUUUCAUAUUUUUGGAUCGCUAAUUUUAAGAUGUUAUAUUUAUAUAUGUAUAUGUAGUAAUGGCGGGUACGAUACCAGUAUUUCGAGAUGUAUUGCGCCAAAAGUUUUGAUGUAUUAAUUUUCCAUAAAAGUUAUUCUAUCAUUUCAGUCUUGAUUUUCGAACAAAUAGUUCGUUUAGCUAGUGGUCAUGCGUAUACCUAUAUUUUUAGAUAGCGUGCACGAUUGCUUAUGGAGCGCUGAUAAUGUUAUUAAAAUGCGAAACGGGCGGAAAUAAGACAAAAAAUAAAUUUAAAAAUAUUUUUCUCAGUAACGCAGAACCUCUGAAAGCAAUAAUAUUUUUGUGGUGAAUAAACUCCGAUUUGUAAAGAAAGAGUAUUUUAAUAUCCACGCGAUCGUCACAAUACAGUUGAAAUAUAGACGCUUCUUAGUGCCACCGAUAACUGUGACUCUUUUAUUAUCCUGUCUUUUUUUAGUAAAGUGUGAACAUUAAUUUAAAAAAUGCCAAAGUUUACCUUUUCUGUUUUAAAAAAGAAAUGUCAAUUACCCAAAAAAUAGUAAAAAAACUAAAUCAUUUUUGUAAAAAAACUUUUUUCGAGCAAGCUCUUACAAACUUUGGUUUAUGAUGUUAUUAAUUUUAUCUUUUACAAAUGAACGAAAGCAAUAAAAUCUGUUUUAAAGGGUAAUAAAAUUGACACACUUACGGCCAGGCUUAGUAAUUGACCACAGCUAAAAGAUAGUGCACUAGAAGUAGAUAUAGUUAGAUAAAUUACUAUUAUAUGAAAUAAUAAAAAAAAAAACUUGAAAUCUAUACAUAGAAUUUAAAACUAAAAGUUUAACUAAUACUUUUUAUUAUUAUAUUAUAAGAAGCUUGUUCACACAUUUUAACUUCAUAUUUAGUAAGUACUUCUAAGACUAAAAAAGAUAGAUAUUGUUACUAACUGGUACUGGAAUGAGAUAUAGUGAGAAUAUGAUUGGAUUUCUUUUAUCUUUUAGGGUGGGCCGUAACUAGUUGAGCUUUAUGAAUUUGUUAUGCCGUAGGCAAGUUUCUUUUGACGAAAAUGUGAUAAAAAAAAGUUGCAAAAGGCAUUUAUUUGUAGCCUCUAUCGUUUUAAUGUAGAUCUAAGUUACAAACGUCUGUUAUUUGAGCGGUUUCUUAUUUCGCAGUAGCUUGCGUAUACUUUUGUUGAGGGUAUUUUAGUUUUAGUCAUUUUUACUAUUUUUUUUUUCAUAAAAGUAAAAUAUUUUUAGGUUAAAAAAGAUUCCAGAAUUGUAAAAAAUAAAUGGCUAAAACUAAUUUCGAUCACCUCUUUGUAAAAAAUAUGUUUUUUUUUUUAAAUCAAAAUGAGCCUGCCUAAAGUAUAUUGCAUAUCACUUAGAUACUUAAUUAUAACUUUGAAUGUUUUCAACACUCGCGUUUGAUAUUAGUUGUAUUUUUUUUUAUAAAAUGCUAGAUCUUUAGAAGUUCAUUUAAUAAUAAUAUUUCAUAGCUGCUAAAUUCUUCUCGUAGGAUUGUAAUAAUAUUUUGAAGAGAAUUUUAGUAAAGCACGGAUAUUUAGUAGAAAAUGUCUAGGCAAUUUUUUAAAAUAAUUUUUAAUCAUUUUAAUAAUGCAAUAGUGCCUGAUUUAGUCAUGAUAGUACAGAAUUUUUCUGCCAUUAAUAUAUUUAAUUACUUAAACUCUAGUCACCUUAUUGUAGAAAAAAAAAAUAUUAUUUAAUUUUUCAAAAAUCAUUACAAUCCUAUAAUUUAAUAGCUGGCUACUAGUAUUAUUGCUUUAUAACAAAUUUAUAUAGAUAACGAGCGUUUGAUAGCGAAUUUUAUGAUGUUAUUUAAUUUUUUAAUUAAUAUAAUUGUUUAUAUAUUAUGCAAUCUUAAGCGUUGUAUGUAAGUUUUUCUUUAAUAUUAGCGAAUAUAAGAAAUUGUUACGUACUGCCAGUUUCAAGGUUCUAACACCAAUAAGGAGGGACGAAUGAAUGAAUAGUGAUUGUCCACGAAAACAACAUAGAAUCUCUUUUUAUAUUUCAAUAUUCAAUCUUUGGUACACGAAAUUCUAUGGAUUCUAAUUGAAUUUAAAUAGUUACGUAAACUGUAUUUUUGACAUCUAUUUUUAAUAGUAAAUGAACUUGAAAAUGAGUUGUAAAUAAUUUCCAAAAAAUUAGGAUUUUUUUCAUAUGUCACGAUUUGUUUUUAGUCCUCGGUGUUUUUUUUAGUAUUUUGUGUGAACUGUAAAUAAACAAUAUUGUUCCUAAGUAUUUAUAAUCGUAAUUAAUCAUGUACUUAUUUCUUAUGAAUGUAUUCUAUAUUGAAUAAUGAUUUGUGAACGAGUAUUGAUUUUAAUGUUUUUUUUCACUUAUUUUUAAUUUUACAUUAUAAUAAAAAUGUUAAUGAUAUUCAUUUCAAAACGAAUGAGGAAUAGCGUUAUUAUUUUUAAUAGUAAAAAAAUUUUGUUUUUAUUUUAAUAGUUAUUUUUAUUUAGUUAAAAGUAAAGAACAAUUAAUUUUAAAUUUUAAUUUAGGUUUUAUUAAAAAUAAUUUUAAUAAUGAAAAUAAUAAUUAGUUUAUCGUUUUUGUAAAAUAUUCUGAGAUGAUGGACACGAGAGUGCAUGUCGACGAGCUGUUGGAUAAGUGUACUUUGAACAAAAAAAUAAUCUUCCUUUGUAAUUAUUAUAAUCUAUAAACACUACAAAAUUGUGAUUCAAAGCAAUUUAAAAUAUUACUGCUGAUUAUA